UCAAAUCAUUAGUUUCAAAUUAACAGAAUGAGUACAAAAACUUUGCAAAAAUUUUGCGAAUAAAAUUAUUUUAAUCUUAUAUAUAUUAUAAAUACAUUUUUCUGUUACAUACACAAAACGUAAUACAGUUAAAUUUUUCUUGAGAUAAAAAAUACAUAAACACGUUUCAUCAUCUUUUUCCAUUUUGUACAAAAAAAUCGUAAAAAAAGGUAAUCUACACUGGAAACUUAUAAUCAUUAGGUUUGUUUCGCAUUCCUGCACUGCAUUAGUGCAAUAAAUUAGAAUAUAUUAGUCUUAUUCUAACUUAUUCCAUCAGUGCAGCACACAGUGCAGAAAUAAAAAACAAACCUAUUAUGUAUAAAAGAUGUGGGAAAAGAUUACAUAAUGCAUCGUAGAAAUUGAUUCUUUGAAAAACGUGAUUUUAAUGAUUUUAAUUUCAUAGGAGGCACAGAAAUUGGCUGCAAAAUAAUCGAUAUUCUCUAGCAAUGACGUAAAAGCAACAGAAGCUAUCUCGCCUGCUCUAAGGUUUCGCCUUUGUUUUCGUCCGAUCAAUAUUGAAAAUAGUGCGCUUUAUUCGUCAAGUCUCAUCUCAUAUUUUGGCUGCACAAAUUGCGACACUGAUCAUUAUGAUCAUGCCUUCCUCUGCGGCGUAACGAAGAGCGCCCGUUGCGAGACUCUUGUCAUAUACAUAUAGCGAGGGAUACAUACAGUUGGGAGUCGGGAGCAAGCCAACGUUAUUUCCGAGUCAGUCUACCGCCGUUGUUGGUGGCGGUACGUCGAGUAUUGUAACGUUUUGUCGUUUGCGGUUCUCCUCUGUCACAGUAGCGUGAUCGUCAAUUGGUGAACCGCGGUAGACAAUUUUUAGUUGAAAUCUUGUUUUUCUCGCCCGCAUCGUUUUCCUCCCCGCUGAUACCGAACGACAAUUACACCGCGGAAGAAGGCAAUGGCAGCGUAAUGAUGGCCAGGUGAAGAUAAACUAUUCUCGAGAACUCUUCGGUGUGAGAAAAUCGUCAUGGACCUUACCCCAGAAAACAACGUAAAUGGAACCAGUAACGGCGUCUACGAGAGUGCGAAAGAUACAUUCAACAAUGGCAAUAGCACUAUGUAUAUGGAAUAUGUUUCCCAAAUUGCUAUGGUGGACAUCGAAUUCAACGAUCUGACGUAUUCGACGCCUGAUAAAAAGUCGAAGAUUCUGAGAGGUCUCAGCGGUCAAUUCAAAUCAGGCGAGCUAACAGCGAUUCUGGGUCCUUCUGGUGCCGGAAAAUCGACGCUACUCAAUGUCCUUGCAGGAUACAAAUGCACGGACAUGGGUGGCUCGAUAAGUAUCAAUGGACAAUUACGGGACAUGAAUAAGUUUAAAAAUAUGUCAUGUUACAUCAUGCAAGAAAAUUUCACACAACCGAAUCUCACGGUUUUAGAGACAAUGUCCUUCGCUGCCGACUUGAAAAUUGGCAGAAGAAAAUCGAAAUCCCAGAAACGCGCCAUUAUAGAUGAAAUUCUAAGCACACUUAGAUUAACGGGAACGCUACAUACAAUCACGGACCAACUGUCUGGUGGCGAAAAAAAAAGACUGAUAAUCGCACUCGAGCUUAUAAAUAAUCCACCUGUUAUUUUCCUUGAUGAACCGACUACUGGACUGGACCACGUUGCCUCUAUGCAAUGCAUCAAUGUUCUCAAGAGGCUGGCGCGUUUCGGGCGGACAGUCGUGUGCUCGGUGCAUACGCCCAGCGCAAACGCAUUUCAGAAAUUCGAUCACGUCUACGUUAUAACCAACGGACAAUGCAUUUACAGAGAUUCCGCGAGUAACGUGGUGCCAUUCCUACGAAAUGUAGGCAUAGAAUGUCCAAUACAUUACGAUCCGGCGGAUUUCAUAAUAGAGCUCUCGGCGGGUGAUUAUGGAUUUGAUGUGGUCGAACGGAUGGUCACAUACGUAAACACGAAGCUACCACUUUCAAUUUUUCAAUCAAAGAGUCAAUUUGAUAUCGACAAAGAGAAAGUCGCAUGGAUCGAUCAAUUCAGCACGUUAAUGAAAAGAAUGAUAGUGCAACUUUAUCGAAAUAGAAGUUAUAUAUACCUGAAGAUAUCACUGCAUUUAUUUUUGGGAAUUAUCGUCGGCAAUCUAUAUUUUAAUAUGGGCAAUGACGGCUCCAAGGCCAUCUUCAAUUUUGGCUUUUGCUUCGCAUGUGUGAUAUUUUUUAUGUACAUGCCCCUGAUGCCAGUGUUGCUACAAUUUCCUUUAGAAGUCCAAUUAAUGAAGCGAGAGCAUUUCAACAGAUGGUAUCAUCUUAGCGCGUAUUUUUGGGCCUUUACAGUAGUCAACAUACCUUUACAGAUAAUAUUCGCAGUUUUUUGGCUCUCAAUGGUCUACUUUAUUACGGGGCAACCCUUGGAGUUGCAUAGGAGUGCCAAGUUCUUCGGUACUUGCUUCGUGUGUGCUUUCAUCGCAGAAAGUAUAGGACAUAACAUUGCCAGCGUGUUUAAUGUUAUGAAUAGCUUAUUUAUUGGACCUGUGUUAUGUUGUCCCUUACUGUUAUUUGCGACGCAAGAUUUUGGCGACCCGAAUCCUCAGCCGCUCAUCCGAACAAUUCUCAUAUACUCGAGUUACAUUCGAUAUGGACUGGAAUGUCUCUUAAUGGCCAUGUAUGAUUACGAUAGACCGAGACUACCUUGCCCAAAGGAAGAGAUAUAUUGUCAUUUCAGUUCGCCGAAGGAAAUAAUGAAAGCGAUAGGGGCGAAUUCACAGCCGAAUUUUUGGUUGGAUAUAUUUGCGCUUUUCAUUAUUUUAUUUAUUCUGAAGGGACUCUCAUAUUAUCUACUGAGGCAGAAAGUGCAACCAAACAAAGCUUUCCAGACGCUUUACAAAAUCGGAAAAAUGUUGAAUAACCAUUUUAAUAUGUGA
Molecule: messenger RNA, 2899 nt
Organism: Monomorium pharaonis (pharaoh ant)
Lineage: Eukaryota; Metazoa; Arthropoda; Insecta; Hymenoptera; Formicidae
Product: ATP-binding cassette sub-family G member 1
Exons: 12
Coding region: 1013-2899 (628 amino acids)
Cellular component (GO): plasma membrane
Molecular function (GO): ATP hydrolysis activity; ATP binding; ABC-type transporter activity
Source: RefSeq, a predicted model, not a curated record